AUGUUUUGUUAUAAAUUUGCAUUUGUCGACGUCAGCUCACGUACGCUCUCCGAUUCUCUACGCAGCUCGUUAGGAUCAGAGCAUCUCUUUCUUUCCUUUUGCCUGUGUGUCAAGCUGCCGGUGGCUCUGCCUCUGACGCCUUUUCUGAGGUUUCACUUACUCUUGAAAGAUAGUUCUAUCCAAGAAAUUCUUUCUUUCUUUCAUUCUUUCUUUCUUUCUUUUCCUUUUCAAUGCACUUCCUUUCUGUAUUUCGUAUUUUCGUACCAUCUUUUUAUCUUUUUUUACGGGAGAACUUUUCAGAGAUUUCAUUUACUCUUGCAAGAAGGUACUAUCCAAGAUAUACUUUCUUUCUUUGUUUCUUUCUUUUUGCUUCUUUUCUUUCUUUCUUUCUUUUUCUUUCUUUUUUUUUCUUUUCUACAGACGCUUUUUCUUAGGUAUCACAUACUCUUGGUAGUAUUCAAAAUAUGUUUUUUUCUUUCUUUCUUUCUUUCUUUCUUUCUUUCUUUCUUUCUUUCUGCCAUUACAUCGUUGUUUCUUUUCCUUUUUAUCGCACUUUCUUUGUUUCUUUAUUUGUUUCUUUCUUUCUGUCUUUCGUUCUUUCUUUCUUUCUUUCUUUCUGUCUUUCAUUCUUUCGUACUAGGUUUUCAUCUUUUUUUUUAUAAGACGUCUUUUCUGAGAUUUCAUUUACUCUUGAAAGAAGGUACUAUCCAGGAUAUUCUUUCUUUCUUUCUUUCUUUCUUUCUUUCUUUCCAUCAUUUCUACCUUUCCUUUUCAUCGCACAUAUUUUUACUGUUUCUUGAUUCUUUCUUUAUUUCCUUUCUUUCAUUUUUUUUUUCCAUUCUAUCUUUUGAUUUUCUUUCUUUCGUUCAUUUUUCUUUCUAUCUUCUUUCUUUUCGUUUACAUCGUUUUUUCUUCUUCUUUUCCCUACUCUUCCUUUCUUUUACUUCUAAUAGUUCUUUCUUUCUUCCUCUCUGUCUUUCUUUUCCUCCCUUUCUUUUCCCCUUUCUAUCUUUUGGUGCGAAAGUUAUUCUUUUUUUCUUGCUUUCUUUCUUUUCCUUUUCAUCGAACUUUCUUUUAUUUUCAAUUGUUUUUUAUUCCUUGUCAAACAUUUCUUUCUUUUUCCCUCUUCUAUCUUUUGGUAGGCUACAUUUUCUUAGUUACUUUUGUAACAUAGUUCUAUCUAGCAAAUUAUUCAUUUCAUGCGUUCUUCUGAAUUUUUUUUUCAUUUCCAUCCGUUUUUUUCCUUUCCAUUGCUCUCUCUUUCUUUUUAUUUCAAUCGUUUUUUUUUUCUUUUCUGUCUUUCUAACAUCCUUUCUUUAUUUUUUUUUAUUUUUGUUUUUUACACUUCUUCUCCGUCUUUCUUUGAUUCGUUCGUUCGUUCAAAACUAUCUAUCUAUCUAUCUAUCUAUCUAUCUAUCUAUCUAUCUAUCUAUCUCAAUCAUUUCAUUAUAUAUCUAUUUAUCUAUCUAUCUAUCUAUCUAUCUAUCUAUCUAUCUAUCUAUCUAUCUCAAUCAUUUCAUUAUAUAUCUAUCUAUCUAUCUAUCUAUCUUAAUCACUUCAUUAUCUAUCUAUCUAUCUAUCUAUCUAUCUAUCUAUCUAUCUGAAUCACUUCAUUAUCUAUCUAUCUAUCUAUCUAUCUAUCUAUCUAUCUAUCUAUCUAUCUAUCUAUCUAUCUAUCUAUCUUGA
Messenger RNA from Acanthosepion pharaonis, 1686 nucleotides. The record is from the annotation of a GenBank genome assembly. NCBI's taxonomy places the organism in Eukaryota, Metazoa, Mollusca, Cephalopoda, Sepiida, Sepiidae.